AUGAGAAUAACAAUUAUAUUGGUAUUGAUUGCAAUAUCAGCUACUACAGAAACUCAUCUCACAGCAAUUAAGCAAUUAAGAGAAAAAACAAGAGUCACUCCUUUUAGCGAUUAUUUUUAUGGGAUGCUUGAAUUGCAUUAAUCAAGUAAAUUGGGCGAAGUUGUUACAAUUGUUUAAUCAAUGUUAGACAAACUCAUCGCUGCAUCUGGGGCUAAUGAAGCUGAACAUUCUGCUCAACAAGCUAAUUACGAAUAAUAAAUUUCUAAAUUGGAAAAUACCUUAGAAACAACUGAAAGUGAGCUGAGUUCAGUAAAUCAACAAAUCAAUGAUUUGAGUUCUGAUCUAUCCUCUCUUACUCAAUCUCUGAGCUUCCAAGGAUAAUAGCUAUUAUUGUUAUCCAAUUAAAUUACAUAAUUAAAUGAUAAUCAUUAAGAAGAAGUAAGAGCAGCAGAAGAGAAAUUCAAUAAUAACUCUAGAUAUUUGGCAGCAGUUUAGGAAGUGUUAAGAUUUUUAGGUGACACUCUUUUGGGAAAUACUAGUUUAAUUGAAAGAGAAAGAGCCAUUGAAGCAGCAAAACAAACUUUGGGAGAAAAACACCCAAUAUCCAUAAUGAUCUAAUUGACAUCCGAAUAUGAUGAUAACACUAUUAGACGAGUUAUAACUAAAUUGGAAGGAAUCGCAAGUAAUGUCCAAGAAAGAUUAGAUGCUAUUAAUACUUCCUCAACCAAUUCAGAGCAAUAAUAUCUAACCUUAAGAAGUCAAUUUGAAUCCACUUACGGAAACUUAGAUAAGGACAAGCAAUUCAAUCAAAGACAAGCAACUGCUAAGGAUAACGACCUAGCAUCAGCUAAGAGAAGAUAAUAAGAAUUACAGGAACUUAUUGCAACCUCAAUAGAGUUGCUUGAAUAAACUAGAAUUGCUGAAGACAAUGAAAAUACAAGUUACACAAGCAAAAGAUCACAUAUUUCCGAAGAAAUUAGCAUCGUAUAGAGUGCUUUGGAUUUAUUAUCACAAUUACCAGCUUAAUGAUAUGAAUGAGAAUAUUCAAAUAAAAUAAAAUUUUAUUAUAUUUUAUUA
Messenger RNA from Paramecium tetraurelia, 1077 nucleotides. RefSeq lists its product as uncharacterized. NCBI's taxonomy places the organism in Eukaryota, Ciliophora, Oligohymenophorea, Peniculida, Parameciidae. The record is from RefSeq and is a predicted model, not a curated record. The transcript has 4 exons.